This is a messenger RNA of Vanrija pseudolonga, 634 nucleotides long. RefSeq lists its product as uncharacterized. The record is from RefSeq and is a predicted model, not a curated record. Gene Ontology annotation, cellular component: mediator complex. Bases 124 to 612 code for a protein of 162 amino acids. Gene Ontology annotation, molecular function: transcription coregulator activity. Gene Ontology annotation, biological process: regulation of transcription by RNA polymerase II. The transcript has 6 exons. Lineage: Eukaryota; Fungi; Basidiomycota; Tremellomycetes; Trichosporonales; Trichosporonaceae.
CAUUUCGCAAUCCCUCCACUUGCUUUUGUCCAUCCACCCCACUCGCUGCUCGACACGACGCGGCACGAACGAUCCUCUGCACGCCGCGUAUAGGCACUCCGCUUGCGAUGGCCAAGGGCAGCGAUGCUCACUGAGGAAUUAUCCACUGAUAUGGCGUCAGGUCGCGCUGGCCUUCUCGCUCCCCGCGGCUCGGUCGCUGACGCUCCCUCGCAGCUGCUCACCAUCACCUCGGCGUCAAUAGAAUACAUCACGCACCGCACGCACUUUGAGCAGACGAGCGUUGCCAUCCCGACCACGCUGCAGACGGCGCAGGCGGCCAGGCGCAAGGACUACCGGAAGGCCAUCGAGACGUUUGUCGCCGACAUUGUCCGGCGCGCAAAGGACGUCGAGACGCUCGUCGCUGCCCUCCCGUCAAAGGACGAUAGUGGAGCACGGGCUGCGCGGCUCGAGGAACUGCAGUUGGAGAUGGUCGCGGCGAACGCUGAGUACAAGGAGGCAUUGGCCCAGGCAGAGGAGCUGCUGGAAGAGCUCAAGAAGGUCCUCGCAGUCACUGUCGGCGAUGGCACCGAGCGCAACAUUGUGACCGACUUUGGACGAUCCAACGCCGUGUAGACAAAGCAUGUGCAGAUCAGGC